Messenger RNA from Eimeria acervulina, 366 nucleotides. RefSeq lists its product as hypothetical. Lineage: Eukaryota; Apicomplexa; Conoidasida; Eucoccidiorida; Eimeriidae. The transcript has 3 exons. The record is from RefSeq and is a predicted model, not a curated record. Bases 1 to 366 code for a protein of 121 amino acids.
AUGAAUGUAAAGCCGCUCCUGCAACAGCUGCUACAGUUGCGGCGGUGGCUGCUGCUGCAGCAGCUGCUCUUGAUGCUGCCGUUGCCAUUGUUGCUAUUGCUGGCAUUGCUGCAACUGACGCCGAUGAAGCGGGGCACGAUUGUCAGCAACGACAAAGGCAAUACAACAACCAGACGCAUUCCAUCCAGAGGCGCUCACAUGGGCCUCAAAGAAGCAAUCGUUGCGGCAAGUGCGCAAACGGAAGCAAUGGCUGUGGCAAUAGCAGCAACAGCAGCAGCAGGUGGAGGCGGCGAGCAGCAUCCGACCGCCGAUUUAGUGGAAAGCGAAACCGGGACGAUUUCCCAGGACUUGGGCAUGACGCUGUAA